Molecule: messenger RNA, 1503 nt
Organism: Penicillium paradoxum
Lineage: Eukaryota; Fungi; Ascomycota; Eurotiomycetes; Eurotiales; Aspergillaceae
Product: translation initiation factor 4B
Exons: 7
Coding region: 1-1503 (500 amino acids)
Molecular function (GO): RNA binding
Source: RefSeq, a predicted model, not a curated record
AUGGCUCCCAAAAACAAGGCCCAGAAGAUGUCUAUGAGCACCUUCUUGGCAGAUGAAAGUCUUGGAUCUUGGGCUGAUGAGAUGGAGGAUAUGCCCCUUCCUUCCACCCAGCCAUUGAGUUCCACUUUCAACCGUCGCCCCAUGGGUGACAUGGGAUAUGGCUCCAGCUCCGGCGGUUUCGAGCGUGAGCGUGGUGGAUAUGCCGUCCGGGAGCCUCUUGAUCUCCCCACUCAGCCCCCCUACACUUGCCACGUUGGCAAUCUUUCCUUCGAAGCGACCGAGGCCGACAUUUCCGAGCUUUUCGCUGGAUGUGGUGUGACGAACGUCCGUGUCGUGGAGGAUAAGUUGACUAAGGCCCCCAAGGGUUUCGGAUAUGUCGAGUUCGAGACCGUCGAGGGUCUGCAGAAGGCUUUGGAUCUCUCUGGAUCGUCCCUCCAGGGACGCUCCAUCCGUACCAGUGUUGCGGAGCCUCCCAAGGAAUCCCGCAUGGAAGGAAAGGAUCUUGAUUGGUCCCGCCGUGGCCCUCUCCCCGAUAUUCCCCAGCGCCGUGUGCCCGAGCGCUCCAGCUUCGGACGUGGCAUGGAUGCCGGCUCCGAUGCCGGCAGCGAGCGCGGUGGCCGUCGCAGCAACUUUGAGUCCGAUGGAAAGCCCCGUGACUUCAACAACUGGGAGCGCAAGGGUCCCCUCUCACCCUCUGCUGGUGCCCCGCGUGAGGGUGGCCGUUCCAACAGCACCGAGGGAGCCGGGCCCGGUUCUAGCUUCCGCAGAAACGAGGCCGCAUGGGGUGAAGGUCGUUCCCAGGAUGAGGGCUCGCGCCCUCCCCGCCCCGAGCACGUUCGCCCGGAACCUACACCUACCGCUGCCGAUAUGGACAACCAGUGGCGCGCGAGAAUGCGUCCCGACGAAACCCCUAAGGAGCCCACCAGCCCCGCAUCCCCCUCUGCCACACCUGCCGUGCCCGUCGCGCCUGCUGGCCGUCCUAAAUUGAACCUGACAAAGCGCACUGUCUCAGAGAACCCCUCCGUUGCUACUUCAGCCGGCAGCGACUCCAAGGCCAGCCCCUUCGGUGCCGCUCGCCCCAUUGACACAGCUACCCGCGAGCGUCAGGUCGAGGAAAGACGCCAGCUUGCCAUCCGUCAGAAGCAGGAAGCCGCCGAGAAGGCCAAGGCCGAAAAAGCCGAAAAGUUCGCUGAAAAGCAGAAGCAGGCUAAAGACGCAGCCCCUGCCGUGGAUCACAACGGCAAGGAUGUUCUUGAGACCCCCAGGGGUGGCGGCAACUUCGAGGUCCUCCAGCGGGCCGGUGAGGAUGGUGAUAUGGCCACCGAUAAGGAGGCAGAGGAGACAGCGGCUGCCGCUCCUGCGGAAGCAAAGAAGGAGAUUGCCAAUGGCUGGAGAACUCCGGCCGCCGAGGCUGGUGCUGGCGGUGACGAUGAGGGAUGGAGCACGGUCAGCGUGAACAAGCGCAACAACCGCCGUGGACAGACUGGUCGUGGAUUCGCAUAA